CAUCCAACUCUCACCGCCCCUCCGGUCGCUUGUUUUUCGUCACGAGACGCAGAGUGAUGACGUAGUUCCCCGACAUUCCACAUCCAAGAUGGCCGCAGUCGGCAAGGAGAGACGUCGCUAAGGGGCUUGCCUGAGGCGAGGGGAUUCUAACAUUUUCAGAGAACCUUUGGGAAAGAACAAGUCUACUUCAAUAAAUGAAGGAGAAUAAAGAAAAUUCAAGCCCUUCAGUAACUUCAGCAAACCUGGACCACACAAAACCAUGUUGGUACUGGGAUAAGAAAGACUUGGCUCAUACACCCUCGCAACUCGAAGGACUUGAUCCAGCCACUGAGGCCCGGUACCGCCGAGAGGGGGCUCGGUUCAUCUUUGAUGUGGGCACACGUUUGGGGCUACACUAUGAUACUCUGGCAACUGGAAUAAUUUAUUUUCAUCGCUUCUAUAUGUUUCAUUCCUUCAAGCAAUUCCCAAGAUAUGUGACAGGAGCUUGUUGUCUAUUUCUGGCUGGGAAAGUAGAAGAAACACCAAAAAAAUGUAAAGAUAUCAUCAAGACAGCUCGUAGUUUAUUAAAUGAUGUACAGUUUGGCCAGUUUGGAGAUGACCCAAAGGAAGAAGUAAUGGUCCUGGAGAGAAUCUUACUACAGACCAUCAAGUUUGAUUUACAGGUAGAACAUCCGUACCAAUUUCUACUGAAAUAUGCCAAACAACUCAAAGGUGAUAAAAACAAAAUUCAAAAGCUGGUUCAAAUGGCAUGGACAUUUGUAAAUGACAGUCUGUGCACUACCUUGUCACUGCAGUGGGAACCAGAGAUCAUAGCAGUAGCAGUGAUGUAUCUCGCAGGACGUUUGUGCAAAUUUGAAAUACAAGAAUGGACCUCCAAACCCAUGUAUAGGAGAUGGUGGGAGCAAUUUGUUCAAGAUGUCCCUGUUGACGUUUUAGAAGACAUCUGCCACCAAAUCCUGGAUCUUUACUCACAAGGAAAACAACAGAUGCCUCAUCAUACCCCCCAUCAGCUGCAGCAGCCCCCAUCUCUUCAGCCUACACCACAAGUGCCACAAGUACAACAGUCACAACCGUCUCAAGGCUCUGAACCGUCCCAGCCCCAGCAGAAGGACUCCCAGCAAUCAGCCCAGCAGCAGCAGCAGCAACAGCAAGCACAGCAGCCCAAGAAACCCUCUCCACAGCCUAGUCCUCCCCGACAGCCUAAACGAGCCGUGGUUGUCUCUCCCAAAGAAGAGAACAAAGCAGCAGAACCACCACCACCUAAAAUUCCCAAAAUUGAGACAACUCACCCACCAUUGCCUCCAGCCCACCCACCUCCAGACCGGAAGCCUCCCCUCGCCGCUGCCUUAGGUGAGGCUGAGCCGCCAGGCCCAGUGGAUGCCAGUGACCUCCCCAAAGUCCAGAUUCCUCCUCCGGCCCACCCGGCCCCUGUGCACCAGCCACCACCGCUGCCACACCGGCCCCCGCCCCCACCCCCCUCCAGCUACAUAACAGGGAUGUCCACCACCAGCUCUUACAUGUCUGGAGAGGGCUACCAGAGCCUGCAGUCCAUGAUGAAGACUGAGGGCCCCUCCUACGGCGCCCUGCCCCCAGCCUAUGGCCCACCUGCUCACCUUCCCUACCACCCCCAUGUCUACCCUCCCAACCCACCCCCACCGCCACCCCCACGUCUGCCUCCAACCCAUGCAGUUCCACCCCACCCUCCUCCAGGCUUGGGCCUGCCACCGGCUAGCUACCCACCUCCCGCUGUCCCCCCUGGAGGACAGCCACCUGUGCCCCCACCCAUCCCCCCACCCGGCAUGCCUCCAGUCGGGGGGCUAGGGCGGGCAGCCUGGAUGAGAUAACGUGACGCCUUUUUUCCCUUUGUUUUUUUAACAAGAGUUUUUCUAAUCAACUUGAAGAGUAGUUUCAGUGGUUAAGCAGCAGGGUACCUUGUAUAAUGCUAGACAGUCGCAGUAUGGAAAGAAUGGACCAGGCCCCUGGGAUGAAGUUGGGGUGGUCCUCACAUCUGGAGGAUGGGAGCAGUCAGCUUUCACCGUAGCCUCAGCAGCACCAUUUGCCAUCCGACCGUGUGUGCUUGGUUUCAGCUAACGUCGCCUGAGAGGCCUGCACUGGGUUACUUUAUACUAGUAAAAAUGUUAACCAGCCAUAUUGGCUCAAUAAAUAGCUUCAGUAAGGAGUGAUUUUUCCUUCUAGAAAUCAGUGCCUAUUUUUCCUGGAAACUCAAUUUUAAAUAGUCCAAUUCCAUCUGAAGUCAAGCUGUUGUCAUAGUUUUUAUUCAGUGAUGUUCUCUCCCAUGACACCCAGGGGGUCAGAUGAACCACGUUUUUGAUUUAUAAAUGUUUGCAUCCUUUGUAUUAAAAUUAUUUUGAAGGGGUUGUCUUGUUGGAUGGCUUUUUUUUCCUCCAGGGAGGAGAGAAAUGUACUUGGAAAGUAAUGUAUGUUUACAUCUAUUUGCAAAUUCCUGUACAUAAAGAUAUAUUUUUUAAGUGUGAAUGUAACAACAUACUGUGAAUUCCAUCUUGGUUACAAGUGAGACUCCUUCAGUCAGUUACCCAAAUAAAAUCCGUUCUGAAACUA
Messenger RNA from Propithecus coquereli (Coquerel's sifaka), 2580 nucleotides. It is a transcript of the gene CCNK, whose product is annotated as cyclin K. NCBI's taxonomy places the organism in Eukaryota, Metazoa, Chordata, Mammalia, Primates, Indriidae. Gene Ontology annotation, biological process: regulation of transcription by RNA polymerase II; positive regulation of DNA-templated transcription, elongation. The coding region runs from base 195 to 1844 and encodes 549 amino acids. The transcript is spliced from 12 exons. The record is from RefSeq and is a predicted model, not a curated record. Gene Ontology annotation, cellular component: nucleus; cyclin/CDK positive transcription elongation factor complex. Gene Ontology annotation, molecular function: cyclin-dependent protein serine/threonine kinase activator activity.